UAGUAAUUAGAAGUAUAGGUAAGUAAUAUCAGUAGCAUAAUUUCCAAAACCCCAAAACCUCCCCAAACCCCAAAUUGGCAAAUUCUUCGCUGCAUUUGAAAUUCACCGAUUAGUAUUCAUGCUGUGGAACGAUCAGGAAGAAGCAAAAUAAUGAUCGAUGGUGGCGAUGAUGAUGCCUCAGCAUCAGAAUCACGGCAAUCCGCCGCCGAAUUCCGCCGCCGCUGGUAGUAUUAGAUCCCCCCAGAACCACCACCUCCCUUCGCCGUCCCCUCUCUCUCUCGACGCGCCCUGCAGAGUUCGCCUCGCCGACAUCUUGCCCUACGAUGGAGCUCCCAUGGCUCCCUACUUGAGGGCCGUGGAUGCCUUGUCCGCCUCCCUCAUGCGCCACAACGCCGCAGUCAUUGAGCUCGGCUCCGAAGAUGCUGCGUUGCUCCGCUGCGCCCUGGAGUCCGCCCGCCUCUACUUCCGCACCAGGAAGGGCGGCCGAGGGGUUUAUACCUACAGGGCUGGAAGGCCUCUGGAAGAUGUAGAUUCAUCCCCACCAUGCUUGUCUGACAUCUUCAGAUGCAUGGGAAGGGCAGCUCGUGCUGCUUUAUGUGCUAUAUCUAGGCAUCUUCGGCUGCGAAGCGACGUAUUCAAUCACUUGCUUGAUGAUAGCCCAUUGCCUACUAGCGAGCCGUCUUCAUCAAUUCUUGUUGCAACAUUUUCCCAGAUAUCCUCUCAGCCAGGGAAAAUUGCACCUGUGGGAGGGAAACUUGCUUCAAAUUGUGAAGUGGAGAAGGGUUUGUUAAUGCUGGUAUCCUCAGAUGCUCCUGGUUUUCAGGUUUGUGACCCCAAUGGGCGUUGGUACCAAGCAGAUGGUAGCUUGUCUCCUGGGGACCUUUUGCUUCUAACAGGAAAGGCUCUCAGCCAUGCCACCGCAGGACUUCGGCAUGCUGCUUCCUAUCGGAUCAUUUCUGAUAACUUUCUGAUCCCACCUUGUGGUGGAAGGACAUCACUGGCAUUUAGGCUAAUGCCACAAAGCAGUGCAAUUUUGGAUUGUACACCAAUUGCAGCAGCUGGGCAUGUGAUUCCUCAAAGCUAUGUGCCAGUAUCUGUAAGCCAGUUCAUGGAUGAUCUCUCUGCCGAGGAAGAAGUAUUGUGUAAUCAUGCUGAUUAUGUACCUGCAGAUAAUUUAAAUAGGGAGCCAUCACUAAGAAGUGUGCUCUCAGAUCCCAUAUCUGGCGCGUACCUUGAGGAUGCUAUGCUAGUUUCUUGCGGACAUUCAUUUGGUGGUCUUAUGCUGAGAAAAGUCAUAGAAACUUCUAGAUGCACGCUCUGCAAUGGAGAAAUUGAUUCUGGGUCAUUGAUCCCUAAUCACGCUUUGAGAGCUGCAGCUGUAGCAGUCAAGCAAGAGGAUGACCGCAGACUAUUCCAUAAUGCAGCUCUGAGGAAACGCAGGAAAGAAGCAAAUGAGCAUAGGGAAAAUGGUGAUAUUACUUCAGAAAAUGGAUCGCAUAGAGGUGUGCAAUAUCCUUUCUCAGUUAAUGAGAAGGUUAUUAUCAGGGGCAACAGGCGGACGCCCGAUAAGUUUGUUGGAAAGGAAGCAGUGAUAACUUCACAAUGUCUUAAUGGCUGGUAUUUGCUUAAGAUUAUCGAGACUGGAGAAAAUGUCCGUCUACAAUACCGGUCCUUGAGAAAAAUUCCAGGUUCCAAUGAUUCAGAGAACAGGUGUGUAUCUGAACCAGUUCAGAGUAGCAGCUGAGCUGAUGGUAGGCCUACAUAUAAUUUUGAGAUAUAGCAUGCAGGAAUAUGUCAUGUCUUGUCUCGUCUCAAGCGCUGCAUAUGUUACAUAGUAAUUAUUUCAUUGAAUGCUCUAGUUUAGAGUUAGCGAUAGACAAGGGGGGAAUUCUUGUCCCGUUGUGUAGCUCCAUGUUGAUAUCAGCUUUUGCUUUUGUUCCGGUGGAACGGGACGAAAAUCCCGCCUUCUUAGUGGAAAGAUGGAUCACAAGUUCACCAAGCAACGUAGAUAACGUGAUGUCCUUCAAUUUGAUGAUAUAUAUGAAAGGAUGGAUGCAUUUUGAAAA
Messenger RNA from Salvia miltiorrhiza (redroot sage), 2066 nucleotides. RefSeq lists its product as uncharacterized. The transcript has 12 exons. The record is from RefSeq and is a predicted model, not a curated record. Bases 158 to 1744 code for a protein of 528 amino acids. NCBI's taxonomy places the organism in Eukaryota, Viridiplantae, Streptophyta, Magnoliopsida, Lamiales, Lamiaceae.